AUGCAGAUGAGGAAAGCCGAACCCCAAGAAGUGAUACAUUCAUUAGGAAAGAAAUGGAGAAACAGAAGAAAACAGCAGGAAAAUUAUUCGUCUUCGUCUGCAUCUCGAGAAAAUAAAGUCAACGGCCAGGAGUUAAAAAUGAAUCUUCCGUCUAUAUCCUUUUUACCAAUUUUGUGGAACAUUGUAUUUUCUCAACGUGACAAGCAAUACCACAAUUCAGACAUCGGGAUACAUGCUUUAAAUGUAUUUACUGGACUCUCUACGCUAUAUUCAACCGAGAAAGUUGCCUGCCUCAACAUAUUUGGAUAUAAAUUAAUUUUUUUCUUACAUCCGGAAUCUGCAAAGGAAGUGUUAAAAAGCAACAGUUUAAUCAAUAGGGAUUCUACAUAUGAUUUCUUCAAGCCAGUUUUCGGAUACAACAGUUUUAUUUGCAGUUCUGACGAUAAUUGGAGAAGAAGAAGAAAAUAUUUAGCUCCACAUGCACAUGUUUGGAACCUGAAAGAUGAUCAAAAUGUAUUUAUGGAGCAUUCGAACGUGUUAGUGGAAAAACUCAAACAAUUGCAAAAGAAUGAAAUAUUCGAUAUUCUGGAAUGGAUGAAAUAUUGCACUCUCGAUAUAAUUGCAGACAUAGCAGUGGGAGUUUCUCUACAUUCUCAGACUACGAACGAUCAAGAAUAUGUAUCCGCAAUACACAGUUAUUUAGGAUUAGAUCCAGCAGAACCAUUUUUUCAAGGUCUUCCACCAUCAGUUCGCCUAGACGAAACUGAUGCCCGCUUUGUUGAUGUGAUUCAUACCGAUUCAAAGAGUAUCUUAUUAUUAGGUCUUGGUAUGAGUCAAGCAAUUGGCCAUGUGGAUUUCUACCCUAAUAAUGGAAAGGACCAACCAGGAUGCUUUAAAAAUAAAUUCAUCUCAAUUUUCACUGAAGGACUUAUAGAAAGUAGUAGACGGUUCAUUGGCUGCAAUCAUCAAAGAGCAGUGGAUUUUUUCCAUUGGUCAAUUAAUAAUAACCAUUGUAGACUUGUAGGCUAUAAAUGCGCUUCUUGGGAACAAUUUCUGGAAGGAAAAUGCACCGAUUGUGCUCCGGAUGGUAGUCUAUGUUCUACUAUGGGUAUCAGAGCAGACGAACGUAAAACAUUAAACGAAACUAAUGUCAAAUUUUACCUUAAAACUAGCGGAGAUUCUCCAUUUUGCUUACAACAUUACAAAAUUGUAUUUAAAUUACAUAAAUCAAAGCAAGCUACAGCAGUAAAAGGAUCUGUAGCAAUAGAAUUACAUGGAGACCAAGAGAAUGUUCUUACCAAACUAACUGGAGGAAGCAGAGAACUCCAUCCAGGAAGCACUCAUUUUUAUCUCGCUACUACGGAUAAAAACCUUAUAAAAAUAAAAAGCGUUCUAUUUUCGUGGACAGAUUCUUCAUCACUUCUUAAUCCAAUUAAUUGGAUCCGCACUAAAAAAUUAUAUUUAGAAUACAUAGAAGUGAUUCCAAUGAAUGUUGUUGAUAAAAUCGAACAACGUUCACUAACGACAAAAUUAUGUCCAACCGAUCCAUUCAAACCGAUUUAUUCUAAAAAGCCAGCCGUUCUACUCGAAGUAAAUUGCAAAAAUUAAAAAAAUAGAAUUUCACAGUAGGAAGUUUGUAUUAUAAAAUUUGUUAUAAAUGUAACAU
Molecule: messenger RNA, 1666 nt
Organism: Centruroides sculpturatus (bark scorpion)
Lineage: Eukaryota; Metazoa; Arthropoda; Arachnida; Scorpiones; Buthidae
Product: lipase member H-A-like
Exons: 13
Coding region: 1-1608 (535 amino acids)
Molecular function (GO): protein binding; oxidoreductase activity, acting on paired donors, with incorporation or reduction of molecular oxygen; monooxygenase activity
Source: RefSeq, a predicted model, not a curated record